Molecule: messenger RNA, 1713 nt
Organism: Sesamum indicum (sesame)
Lineage: Eukaryota; Viridiplantae; Streptophyta; Magnoliopsida; Lamiales; Pedaliaceae
Product: cell division control protein 2 homolog
Biological process (GO): regulation of gene expression; regulation of meiotic cell cycle; regulation of G2/M transition of mitotic cell cycle
Cellular component (GO): cyclin-dependent protein kinase holoenzyme complex; cytoplasm; nucleus
Molecular function (GO): cyclin-dependent protein serine/threonine kinase activity; cyclin binding; ATP binding
Source: RefSeq, a predicted model, not a curated record
AUUUUGCUAUAUCAGGCUUUAUUUUUCAAUUUUGAGUAUUUGUGCGGUCUGCGAUUGAAUUGAAUUUCGUUGAAUUUCCUCUAUUCCUUGUGUGGAAUCAGAGGUGGUUUCUAGAGUUGUUUGGACGCGGAUUGAGCAUAUUAGCGUUCUUCAUAAUCAGUUUCUUGACCGAUACGUGAUAGUAGUGUUCGGUUGCGCGAAAUCAAAAUUCUUAUUGCAAUUUUAGAUUUUUGGGGUUUAUGUGGUGUUUAAAUUUUGUGUCACAUGCCGAUUGAUUUUGUAGAUCACGGUUUGGUCUUGUCAAUCCUUUCUUACACCCAGUUUUAUAGCCAAAUUGUGAAAUUUGGACUUUCUCGAGUAAAUUUUGAUGUUCAACCUCAGUACUGACCUUUUUUUUGAGAUAGAGGAGAAUUAAGGUGGAAUAUGGAUUCAAAAGUUUACCGUCAAAAUGGAAGUUGAUCUUCAGUGCUGCUACAAUUUUCCUUUUUUCGGGUGUAUCAGGUUUGCUAGUUCACAUCAAAUGGAAAGGUAUGCGAAACUUCAAGGAAUUGGACGUGGUGCCUAUGGGGAGGUCUAUAUGUACAAAGACCUUACCAAUGGUGAAACUGUUGCUGUUAAGUGGAUUAAGUUUGGUGAUAAAGAUGAGGGUCUGCCACAUGAAGUCUUAAGGGAAAUUUCUGUGUUGAAGGAGUUGGAUCAUGAAAAUAUCGUCAGGUUAUUGGAUGUGGUCGCUAAAGAGAAAAGCAUCUUUCUUGUCUUUGAGUACCUUGACCUUGAUCUAGCCAAGUUCAUCGAAGAUCACUCAACGACUGGAAUAGAUCCACUUGUGAUAAAAGGCUUUCUUUUCCAGAUUCUUAAAGGUGUAUCCUAUUGUCACUCUCAAAAGGUUCUGCAUCGAGAUUUGAAACCUCAUAAUUUGCUCGUAGAUCUUCAAAGCAAAACAGUAAAACUCGCUGAUUUUGGCUUAGCCAGGACAUUUGACGUUCCUCUUCCAAAGUAUACUACUGGAAUAGCAACUCUUGAAUAUAAAGCACCUGAAGUCCUGCUUGGUAUGCGGUACUCUAGUACAGUUGAUAUAUGGUCUGUGGGUUGUAUAUUUGCUAAAAUGGUGACAAGGCAUGGCCUGUUUUCUGGGGUGUCUUGUACUUCACUGAUGUCUCAGAUACUCAGCAUUUUUCCUCUGCCAAAUGAGAGAGACUGGCCAGGAGUAACAUCAGCUAUACCCAAACUUAUGGAAAUGGAAACAUACCCCUCCGAACCCAACAUGGUCCUCGCAGAUCUUGUUCGAGGCCUGGACAGAGAAGGAAUUGACCUUCUCUCUAGAAUGCUCUGCAUGAAUCCCAAAAGAAGAAUUACUGCUUAUGAUGCGCUGAAGCAUCCGUACUUCAAAGAUCUCCAAGGGAAUCGUUGAUCCGAUUUUGGUGGAUGGACUGGUUUCUUCCUGUGUGUUGUAUAGUAAGUGCAUCCCUCAAUCAUAAUGUGAAAAACCUCAGCUUUGAGAUGAAAUAGAAUUGAGUUGUGGAUCCUUUCUCAACGUCAACACUGAAUAACCAGGGGGCGGUGGUUUUUACAAGUAGCCGUGGUUGUAACUACAUUUCACUUGCCUUGAAAAUACAUACAUUACAAUUUGAGGGUUUGAACUUGAAAUGUAGUAUUUGCAAGUAGUUCUUGAUUAAAAUGCAUUCUGAAAUUUCUUCACCUUAAUUGUCUAAU